AUGGAAGCAGACAUGGAAGGCCUCGAAGCAGGCCUGGAAGACUCGAAGGCAGGGAGGGAGAUCUCAGCCUGGGACUCUCUGCUGGCCGGUGGAAGGACAUGGCCAUGGCAGCCAGCAGGGGACACCCUCUAUAGAUGGCUCUUCUUCUUCUCCUACUACUAUUCUUCUACUACUAUUCUCUCUCUCCUUCUUCCACUGCUACUACUUCUACUUCUACUUCUACUUCGUAUCUACAGAGUGCUAGACCUGCUGUGA
Molecule: messenger RNA, 255 nt
Organism: Trichophyton verrucosum HKI 0517
Lineage: Eukaryota; Fungi; Ascomycota; Eurotiomycetes; Onygenales; Arthrodermataceae
Exons: 1
Coding region: 1-255 (84 amino acids)
Source: RefSeq, a predicted model, not a curated record